UAAUAUACAUUAAAGAAAAAAAUAACUUAAAACGUUAUGGAUAACUUGAAAUUAGCUUCUGGAGAUAAUAAUACUCUUAUUAGGUCCACGGAGAGCAACGAAUUGCAUUUAAAAAGCAUACUAGAUGAAUCUAUUGCUGAAAAAUCAUCAGAUGUUAUUGAAACAAGUGUAGAACAAUUAGACAACUCUAUACGAACGAUAGAUAACAAUGAGUCAAAAUUAAAAGAAAGAAUCGCACAAUGUAAGGAUAUAUUAACUUCCUUAAAGCUAGAACUCAAUGAAGAAAAAAUGAAACUGUCUAAAGAAGGAAAAAGUUCAUCAUCGCCAUGUGUUGAACCUUUAUCAAAAUUAUCUUAUAUUCACAAUAAUGACGAACAAACUAACGAUUUAUUGCUUACAACAAAUACAUAUACAGCUUCUGUAGAUAGUAAGCUUAACUGUGAUGAAAAUUUAUUGGAGUAUGAAAGACAAUUACAAAAGUAUCAAAAUACACUUAAUAUGGCACAGAUUGAAAAGAAAAAUGCUAUCAGAAAACAAAUGCUGGCAAAAGCGUUUAAGUUAAAACUUUUAGAAGUUGAAAACCAAUGUAAUAUCGAACUUAUAAGAAUAAAGCAAAGUUUGCAAUGUCUGGAACCGUUGAAGCUAAUUACAGAAAAGUGGAAGAGUAAAAACAAUGACAAUAUGUAUGAUACAUUUGAGUUAAUUCCUAGGUACCCUGAACUUGGUACACCUUCCGAAAGCGACGCAUCUAGUACUUCUAUUGUCGAUGAUAGUCAUAAUAAAUUACCAGUUUAAAUUAUAAAGUGUCAAUAAAUAUUCACCAACUGUAAUAAAAUAUUUUUACCAAUCUUCUGAUACCAUACCAUGA
Molecule: messenger RNA, 868 nt
Organism: Nymphalis io (European peacock)
Lineage: Eukaryota; Metazoa; Arthropoda; Insecta; Lepidoptera; Nymphalidae
Exons: 1
Coding region: 37-795 (252 amino acids)
Source: RefSeq, a predicted model, not a curated record